Molecule: messenger RNA, 456 nt
Organism: Acanthosepion pharaonis
Lineage: Eukaryota; Metazoa; Mollusca; Cephalopoda; Sepiida; Sepiidae
Source: the annotation of a GenBank genome assembly
AUGGUUGUCAUUUCUUUUUAUUUCUCUAUAUCUAUAUUUAUCUAUCUAUCUAUCUAUCUAUCUAUCUAUCUUUCUGUCUGUCUGUCUGUCUAUCUAUCUAUCUAUCUAUCUAUCAGUUCAUCUAUAAUCUUCUAUUCUUAUUUUUCUUCGAUUAUUUUCUUUCAUUGCCCUGUCUUUCUUUUUUUUCCUUUCAUUUUUCUUCUUUCUUUUUUUUUCUUUGAUUUAUUCCUUUUGUUUAGUUCUUUUACCCACCUUUCUUCACUCUUUCUUUCUCUUACUCUUUUUUCUCACUCACCCCUACUUUCUUUUUUUUUACUUUUAUUUUCCUUCAACCUUUCUUUCUCUUUCCUUCUUUUAUUCCUGAUUAUUUUUCCAUUUUCCCUUCCUUAUUUUUCGUUUCAUUUCCUCUUUUGUAUCUUCCCUUCCAAAACUCUUAUAAUGCAUACAUGCCUCUAA